This is a messenger RNA of Paramuricea clavata, 2692 nucleotides long. The record is from the annotation of a GenBank genome assembly. Lineage: Eukaryota; Metazoa; Cnidaria; Anthozoa; Malacalcyonacea; Plexauridae.
AUGAAAACAGGUACGAAUAUUAGACAAAUAUACGUAAAAAUAUUUAUACAAAUAGUCAAAUAUCGUUCUGCUGUGCUCCAUUGAUUUUUUCGGCAAACCCGAAAUUUUCAAGAAAAUUUUCAUUUUUUCGCCAAAUGCGAAAUUUUCCAGAAAAUUUUCAUUUUUUCGCCAAACCCGAAAUUUUCCAGAAAAUUUUCAUUUUUUCGCCAAAUCCGAAAUUUUCCAGAAAAUUUUCAUUUUUUCGCCAAAUCCAAAAUUUUCCAGAAAAUUUUCAUUUUUUCGGCCAAUCCGAAAUUUUCAAGAAAAUUUUCAUUUUUUCGCCAAAUCCGAAUUUUCCAGAAAAUUUUCAUUUUUUCGCCAAAUCCGAAAUUUUCUACAAAAUUUUCAUUUUUUCGCCAAAUCCGAAAUUUUCAAGAAAAUUUUUAAUUUUUUCUCCAAAACACAAAUUUUCCCGAAAAUUUUUAAUUUUUUCGCCAAAUCCAAAAUUUUCAAGGAAAUUUGCAUUUUUUCGCCAAAUUCGAAAUUUUCCAGAAAAUUUUCAUUUUUUCGCCAAAUCCGAAAUUUUCCAGAAAAUUUUCAUUUUUUCGCCAAAUCCGAAAUUUUCCAGAAAAUUUUCAUUUUUUCGCCAAAUCCAAAAUUUUAUAGAAAAUUUUCAUUUUUUCGCCAAAUCGAAAUUUUCUACAAAAUUUUCAUUUUUUCGCCAAAUCGAAAUUUUCUACAAAAUUUUCAUUUUUUCGCCCAAUCCAAAAUUUUCCAGAAAAUUUUCAUUUUUUCGCCAAAUCCGAAAUUUUCCAGAAAAUUUUCAUUUUUUCGCCAAAUCCGAAAAUUCCAGAAAAUUUUCAUUUUUUCGCCACAUCCGAAAUUUCUCAGAAAAUUUUCAUUUUUUCUGCAAAUCCGAAAUUUUCAAGAAAAUUUUCAUUUUUUCGCCAAAUCCGAAAUUUUCCAGAAAAUUUUCAUUUUUUCGCCAAAUCCAAAAUUUUAUAGAAAAUUUUCAUUUUUUCGCCAAAUCGAAAUUUUCUACAAAAUUUUCAUUUUUUCGCCAAAUCGAAAUUUUCUACAAAAUUUUCAUUUUUUCGCCCAAUCCAAAAUUUUCCAGAAAAUUUUCAUUUUUUCGCCAAAUCCGAAAUUUUCCAGAAAAUUUUCAUUUUUUCGCCAAAUCCGAAAUUUUCCAGAAAAUUUUCAUAUUUUCGCGAAAUUCGAAAUUUUCCAGAAAAUGUAUAAUUUUUUCGCCAAAUGCGAAAUUUUCCAGAAAAUUUUCAUUUUUUCGGCAAAUCCGAAAUUUUCAAGAAAAUUUUCAUAUUUUCGCGAAAUUCGAAAUUUUCCAGAAAAUUUAUAAUUUUUUCGGAAAAAGCGAAAAUUUCAAGAAAAUUUUUAAUUUUUUCGCCAAAUCCGAAAUUUUCCAGAAAAUUUUCAUUUUUUCGCCAAAUCCGAAAUUUUCAAGAAAUUUUUAAUUUUUUCUCCAAAUCCGAAAUUUACAAGAAAAUUUACAUAUUUUCGCCAAAUUCGAAAUUUUCCCGAAAAUUUUUAAUUUUUUCGCCAAAUCCGACAUUUUCAAGAAAAUUUUCAUUUUUUCGCCAAAUCCAAAAUUUGCAAGGAAAUUUGCAUUUUUUCGCCAAAUCCAAAAUUUUCUAGAAAAUUUUCAUUUUUUCGCCAAAUCCGAAAUUUUCUAGAAAAUUUUCAUUUUUUCGCCAAAUCCGAAAAUUCUAAGAAAAUUUUCAUUUUUUCGCCCAAUCCGAAAUUUUCCAGAAAAUUUUAAUUUUUCCGCCAAAUCCGAAAUUUUCCAGAAAAUUUUCAUUUUUUCGCCAAAUCCGAAAUUUUCCAGAAAAUUAUCAUUCUUUCGCCAAAUCCGAAAAUUCCAGAAAAUUUUCAUUUUUUCGCCAAAUCCGAAAUUUUCCAGAAAAUUUUCAUUUUUUCGCCACAUCCGAAAUUUCUCAGAAAAUUUUCAUUUUUUCUGCAAAUCCGAAAUUUUCAAGAAAAUUUUCAUUUUUUCGCCAAAUCCGAAAUUUCUCAGAAAAUUUUCAUUUUUUCGCCAAAUCCGAAGUAUAAAAAAAAAUACGCUGAGGACAAUGUACCUCACUCUGAGGACUAAGUUCCUUACGCUGAGGACAUUGUUCCUCAAGGUGAGGACAAAGUACCUCACACUGACGACAAGGUACCUCACACAGAGAACAAUGUUCCUCACUCUGAGGACAAGGUUCCUCACGGUAAAGACAAGGUUCCUCACGCUGAGGACAAGGUACCUCUCACUGAGGACAAGGUACCUCACACUGAGGAAAAGGUUUCUCACGCUGAGGACAAGGUUCCUCACGGUGAGGACAAGCUUCCUGACGGUGAGGACAAGGUUCCUCACGGUGAGGACACGGUUCCUGAGGCAGAGGACAAGAUUCCUCACGCAGAGGAGAAGGUUCGUCCCGCUGAGGACAAGGUGCCUCACACUGAGGACAAGGUACGUCACACUAGGGACUAGAUUCCUCCCGCUGAGGACAAGGCACCUCACGAUGAGUACAAGGUACCUCACAAUGAGUACAACGUACCUCACACUGAUGACAAGGUUCCUCAUGCUUAGGACAAGGUUCUUCAAGCUGAAGACAAGGUACCUUACACUGAGGACAAAGUUCCUCGCCCUGAGGACAAGGCUCCUCGCGCUGAGGACAAAGUUGCCCACGAUGACGAAAAGGUUCCUCACGCAUAG